AGUUUCGCUAAAGCUUUCAAAUGGGAAACAGGUAGGAUUGAAAUAAAGAUCAUACACGAGUCGAAAACGUGUAACGUUAUUGAAAAUAGUUAGAAGAAAGAAUGGCACAUGAUGAAGCAAGUAGCAGAAAAGGUUCCAGGUUACAUGGGAAUGGAUGGAUGGGUUGGGGAGAAAAAGAAAUCAGUUGCUUGAAGUUACAGAAUCUGGUGAGGCCUAAGAGGACAAAAACAAAUUUAAGGCUGUUUUUAUGGUGUAAGCAGUAACCUAUGGUUUUGGUUCCAUGCAAAAUACACACAUCAAUAUCAUUCUCAUUCUCAUUCUCAUUGAUCUUUUGCUUUUGCUUUUUUCAAUGCAAAAGAUUUUUUUUAGAACUUUCUGUUAUUGAAUCAUCUUCUUCUUCACUCAUCAACUCUAUAUAAUGGCUUCUCCACUCUCUAAACCACUCAGCCCCUUUAGCUCACACAAAGAAACAGAAAGAGAGAGAGAAGAGAGAGAGAAGAGAGAGAGAGAGAGAGAGCUAAGUGCGAGAGCUAUGGCUGCUGCUGCUGCUGAUUUCUUGCCCCCUUUGGUUAUGCUGGUCGUCCAAUUCCUAUAUGCAGGUUUGAAUAUUACAUCAAAGUUAGCCAUGGAGUUUGGAAUGAAUCCACUGGUUCUAGUUGCUUACAGGCAGAUGUUUGCUACCAUAGCCAUAGCUCCUUGUGCUUACUGGUUUGAGAGAAAAGGAAGACCCAAGAUUACAAAGCCUAUCCUGUUUCAGAUUCUACUCUGUUCCUUAACAGGGGCAACAGGAAACCAAGUCUUUUACUACGUAGGGUUAAAAUAUUCAACCCCGACUAUCGCAUGUGCAUUGACCAAUGUUCUGCCUGCUGCAACUUUUGUCCUUGCUGUUCUUUUCAGACAAGAAUCUGUGAGGAUCAAAACAAGUCCAGGUGCAGCAAAGGUGAUUGGGACUGUCGUGUGUGUCGGAGGAGCGAUGUUGCUGUCAUUUUACCGUGGGCAAACCAUUGAGCUUGGUGAAUCUGGAAUACAUUGGAAGUAUGCCGGGUUAAUGAGGGGGGGAAGUUCAAGCAACCAAGGCAGCAGCAUAUGGGGCUCCCUCUGCUUGAUCAUAAGCUCUGUUGCUUGGGCGGCUUGGUUUGUUAUCCAAGCAAGAGUGAACGAGAAGUUUCCAGCUCCUUACACGAGCACCGCUCUCAUGACUUUCAUGGCAACCAUUCAGUGUGGAGCAAUUGCCGUAGGAAUUGAGCAUAAGACUCUUGCAGCUUGGUCAUUGAAAAGUUCAAUCAGGCUUGUCGGCGCUCUCUAUGCGGGAGUGGCAUGCUCUGGGAUGGCAUUUUGCUUAACCUCUUGGAGUAUCCAAAAGAAAGGUCCUCUCUAUGCUUCAGUUUUCAGCCCCUUCUUGCUCGUUAUUGUGGCUAUUUUCAGCUGGGCCUUUUUUCAAGAAAAAUUAUACGUCGGCACUGUUGUAGGGUCAUUGUUGAUUGUUGUUGGGCUAUAUGCUGUCCUAUGGGGAAAGACGAAAGAGGUGAAACUACAACAACAUAUUGAAAUGACGGCGGCAGCAGAAGCGAAGCUAGAUGACUAUAAUAACAAAGAAGACUUGGAAGAACAGUCCUAUGUUGUUUCAAAUGGCAAUAUUCUCCACAAGUAAUAGCUAACAGAAAGGAGUAAGAAAGCUAAAUAUAGCUUGGUGUGGUAUUUGAGAGUUGUGCUGAGAAUACAGAUUUGUCCAUCCACUUUCAACAGAUAGAGUUAAGUGUUUAAAGGAUACGUGCAUCCUUUUUCAUGAAAUGAAAAUUUUACGUUGUUCAA
This is a messenger RNA of Cucumis melo (muskmelon), 1812 nucleotides long. RefSeq names its product WAT1-related protein At1g09380-like. NCBI's taxonomy places the organism in Eukaryota, Viridiplantae, Streptophyta, Magnoliopsida, Cucurbitales, Cucurbitaceae. The record is from RefSeq and is a predicted model, not a curated record. Gene Ontology annotation, molecular function: transmembrane transporter activity. Gene Ontology annotation, cellular component: plasma membrane. The transcript is spliced from 7 exons. Bases 419 to 1651 code for a protein of 410 amino acids.